Messenger RNA from Erigeron canadensis, 984 nucleotides. RefSeq names its product abscisic acid receptor PYL4-like. The record is from RefSeq and is a predicted model, not a curated record. Gene Ontology annotation, molecular function: protein phosphatase inhibitor activity; abscisic acid binding; signaling receptor activity. Lineage: Eukaryota; Viridiplantae; Streptophyta; Magnoliopsida; Asterales; Asteraceae. The transcript has a single exon. Gene Ontology annotation, cellular component: nucleus; cytoplasm. Gene Ontology annotation, biological process: abscisic acid-activated signaling pathway. The coding region runs from base 148 to 789 and encodes 213 amino acids.
AUUCCUCACGCCAUCCAUCUCUAUCUCUAUUUCGUAUAUAUACAUAUAUAUAUCUCUACGUACGUGCUCUCUAUUAUUAUUCCAUCAUAUCACACACCCUUAAUAAUUUUAUUCAUCCCCUCUCUAGCAAGCUAUACCAAAAAUAAUAUGCCUUCUUCUAUUCAAGUCCAAAGACUCCCUACUACCAGCACCACCAACCACCCCACCACCGUCAACCACCAAAAACAACCGUCGUCUUCCACAACCACGAUAUCCAGAGUCCCAUCAUCUAUAUCUAUCCCACAAGAUUUAAUCCACCAUCACACACACGCACUUGGCCCCCACCAGUGUUCUUCGGCAGUCAUCCAAACCAUCUCCGCCCCCGUGGCAUCCGUGUGGUCGGUCGUCCGCCGCUUCGACAACCCACAAGCGUACAAGCACUUUCUCAAAAGCUGUAACGUGAUACUGGGUGAUGGUGACGUGGGCACUUUAAGAGAAGUACACGUGGUGUCGGGAUUACCAGCUGGAUCUAGCACCGAACGUCUAGAGAUCUUGGAUGAUGAUCUUCAUGUGAUGAGCUUUAGUGUUGUUGGGGGUGAUCAUAGGCUAACAAACUAUAGAUCUGUCACGACUUUACAUCCGUCACCGACCUGUCACGGUAGCACUGUUGUUGUUGAGUCGUAUGUUGUUGAUGUGCCACCGGAAAACACGAAAGAAGAAACGUGUGUGUUUGUUGAUACUAUCGUCCGAUGUAACUUGAUUUCUUUGAAGCAAUUUGCUGAAAACUUGGUGAAGAGUAAUAAUCAUUAACAGUAAAUAAUGUCAGCCUCAGCUCUAAUUGUGAACAUUAAUUAAUUGGUUGAUGAUCGAUCAUGUUCUGUUUUGUUUUGUUUUUUUUUCAUGGGUUUAAUCAAUUUAUUAAUUCACUCUAGUAAUGAUAUGAUGUGGGUAGAGAUAAUAUAUAUACAAAGUAUAUAAUUAGAGAUCAAAUUUUCGGUGUUUUAA